AUGGCAGCUGAUCCACCUCCUGCGGAGAGACUAUUAGGUGAUUACGGGGGAGAAAAUGCCCCGCCUGGAAGGAUGACAAUCGUGAAUCAACCAGUCAAUGUUGCCCACUUUCAACUUCACCCCUCAACGAUACGGCAACUAGAAAGGAGACCUUUCGCAGGAAAAAUUAACGAAGAUGCCAACAAGUAUUUGCAAAGGUUUCUGACUAUGACUACGUCGUUAAAGAUUGAGGGACAUUCUAAGGAAGCUAAAAAGCUGGUCAUGUUUCCGUUUACAUUGUCAGAAGAUGCUGAAGAGUGGUUCUACUGUUUACCUACUGGAAGCAUCACAACUUGGCAACAGAUGGAGACAACUUUUCUCAACGAGUACUUUCCGGCCUCUGUGUACAUCCGAAAGAGGUACGACAUAGUGAAUUUUAAACAGAAGGAAGGAGAGUCACUUGGAGAUGCGUAUAAGAGGUUCAAACAAUUGUUGAAUUUUGUGAAUGGUCUUCGGCUGAAGACUAAGCAACUCAUUGACACAGCAGCUGGUGGCUCAACCAACUUUACAACAGCCACUGGUAUUAAAAAGAUUAUCGAAGCCAUUGCAGCCAAUGAGCACUUGGAGUUGUAUGACCGCAGUGUUAGUCAACCCGAAGGGAUAAUUGACCUGAAAUUGGCAAGCCAAGUGGUGAAGAUGGAAGAUCAAAUAGAAGCUGAAGUAGAAAGGAGACUGAAGAAGAUGGCUAUUGAUACCCAAACUGUGGCACAGGUUCAACAGGUUCAACCAACUCAAACUAGUAAUUGCGAAAUUUGUGGAGGACCUCAUCUUACCGCACAUUGCUUUGCUACCGCACAACAAAUUGAGGAGAUCAAGUUUCUUAGGCAGAACAACCCUUAUUCAAACAGAUAUAAUCCGGGUUGGAAAAACCAUCCAAAUUUCUCAUGGAAGGAUCAACAAGGAAAUAUAGCACAACAACUAGCGGGUUCUCCACAACAGGGAGUUUUACCAAGUUCUACGGUUACUAAUCCAAGAGAAAAUUAUCAUGUGAAUGCGGUGGCCACCAGGAAUGGUAAGUCAAAAGAAAUACCUGAGAAGAGUUCUGAAGAAGAAGACUUAUUGCUUGAAGUUGAUCUAGAGAUAAAAGAAAAUGAGGUUGCAAAUGAAGAGGUCACUCAUGAUGAACGAGUGGUUAAAGAUAAAGUGAAUGAUCAAAAACCGGCCGUCAAACUGCCAUUCCCAACAAGAAAUAAGAAGAAAGGGCAGCAUGAGAAAAACUUUGAGAAGUUCUUGGAAAUGUUUAAAAAGCUUGAGCUAAACAUUCCUUUCUUGGAGGCGCUUGAGCAAAUGCCUACCUACGCAAAGUUCAUGAAAGACAUCAUCUCGAAGAAGCGGACCAUAGAAACUAACCCGAUUAUUCUAACGGAAACUUGUAAUGCCAUUUUGCAGGGUAUGAAGGUUCCGGUGAAAAAGAAGGAUCGAGGUUCUCUGACCAUUCCGUGUGCCAUUGGAGAUAGAUCCUUCAAGAAAGCUCUAAUUGGUUUGGGAGCGAGUGUAAAAUUCAAGAUACGAGAAUGA
This is a messenger RNA of Lathyrus oleraceus (garden pea), 1557 nucleotides long. RefSeq lists its product as uncharacterized. The coding region runs from base 1 to 1557 and encodes 518 amino acids. NCBI's taxonomy places the organism in Eukaryota, Viridiplantae, Streptophyta, Magnoliopsida, Fabales, Fabaceae. The transcript is spliced from 4 exons. The record is from RefSeq and is a predicted model, not a curated record.